AUGCGGCGCGCUGCAGCACUAAGGACGCUGCCGCUGCUCGCGCUGCUGCGAACUCAUCACCCGAUUGCUGGCUGCCGCGCCAACACUGCCGCGACGUUGCCCUCGCCGUCGCUGGCUGGCUGUCCGGCUCUCGCGCCGUUCGUGCUCAACGCGCCUGCAUUCCGUGUCGUCUGGCCGCCGCUCGGAAUCAGACGCCUGCGUCUUCGCGGCGUGUGCGUCUCGCUCAACCCUGCGCUCACUGAUGCGCCGGGAAUCCGCGAGCCAGGUCGAUCUGCCUUCAGAAACCCGGUUCAGCUGUGUAGUUGCAUGGGCGCCUUCCACAGGCUUGCUCGCCAAAGCAACGACGUCGGCAUGAGGCCGGACCGGGGUCCUGGCCUGCGACUCUCCCAGCUGCUUCGAGGCCUCCCUUAA
Mytilinidion resinicola is the source of this 411-nucleotide messenger RNA. RefSeq lists its product as uncharacterized. The record is from RefSeq and is a predicted model, not a curated record. The transcript has a single exon. Lineage: Eukaryota; Fungi; Ascomycota; Dothideomycetes; Mytilinidiales; Mytilinidiaceae. Bases 1 to 411 code for a protein of 136 amino acids.